This is a messenger RNA of Varanus komodoensis (Komodo dragon), 7909 nucleotides long. It is a transcript of the gene STAB1, whose product is annotated as stabilin 1. NCBI's taxonomy places the organism in Eukaryota, Metazoa, Chordata, Lepidosauria, Squamata, Varanidae. The transcript has 69 exons. Bases 1 to 7734 code for a protein of 2577 amino acids. Gene Ontology annotation, molecular function: calcium ion binding; hyaluronic acid binding. The record is from RefSeq and is a predicted model, not a curated record. Gene Ontology annotation, biological process: cell adhesion.
AUGAAGAUUCCUGGCUUACUCUUUCUCUUCUUAGCAACCUUUUGGGUCUCUCCAGGGGAAGGGCAGAGCCAACAGCUAAGGUCCAUGCGAUGUAACCGAAAGUCUACCUUUACACAGAACACACCUUGUACUUCCUGUGCAAUAGCUCCCAGGCUGUCAUGUCCAACUGGAAUGGUCAGAAUGGCCCAGGGGGCAGGGAGAUGCAGGUAUACCGUAAAGCUGAGUGGGGAGACCCUUUCGUUGCAAGGUUGCACUUAUCUGUGUAAGAAGGAUAUGGAGGAGGAGCAGUGCUGCCCUGGAUUCUGGGGUUCUGAAUGCUAUGAAUGCCCUGGUGGAAGAGGCAAUGUUUGCGGUGGCCAUGGGGUGUGUCUGGACGGUGUGACGCAGAAUGGAACGUGCAUCUGCAUGGAGAACUAUGGUGGCUACGCAUGCCAAGAUUGCCAGGAUAAGAAUCAUUUUGGACCUGACUGUCAAUCUGUAUGCGAGUGUCAGCAUGGAAUCUGCAACCAUGGACCCUCUGGUGAUGGAAGCUGUACCUGCUAUGCUGGCUACACUGGUCCAAAGUGUGACCAAGAGCUGUCCAGUUGUGGAGGUGUGAUAUGUCAAGCCAACUCUCUUUGUGUGACAAAGGACGGGCAGCCCAGGUGUGAAUGCAUGCCGGGGUACAGGAAACAUGGGAGCUACUGUCAAGCCCAGGACCCCUGCAGUUCUUCCCCGUGCUCAGUGUUUGCAACCUGCAAGGCUGUUGCGCCGAUCGACUAUGAAUGCACAUGCAAGGAAGGGUACCACGGGAAUGGCCGGAUAUGCCAACCCAUAAAUCCCUGUCUCACUGACAACGGAGGCUGCCCUAAGAACUCCACUAUCUGUGCAUUCGAACGUGCAGGAGAGUCAACUUGCUUGUGUAAGACAGGAAUGUCCAGGAGCAGCAGGCAAUGGGGAAAUAGAAUGGGUUGUUCGCCCAUCAACUUCCGUAGAUGCUUUCAUUUCAGCUGUGACAGCAGUUCAAUAUGUGAAGAGGACCCCAGUGGGACUGUCAAGUGUGUCUGCCAGGAUGGAAAGAUUGGGGAUGGCAGACUCUGCUACUCAAGCAUCAUGCAGGAGAUCCUUUCACUGAAUAGAAAACUUUUUGGCAGAACCGGAUAUCGCUUAUUUGAACUGGGUUGCGAAUUAAUGCUGAACAAAUAUGGACCUUUCACAGUGUUUUUGCCACUAGUUUCUUAUUCCAGAGAAACUGGCAGUGAUAGCUCAUUGGAAGAGAACUUGUGCAAAACACACAUAAUACUUGGACAGCAUUUGUGGUCUGACUUGGUCAAAACAAGAAUCCUGAGGACAUUGUCUGGACAUACAGUGACAUUCACUAGCCAGUACUACCAGUUUUCAGAUGCCCCACAACAAUACUAUAUGCUGAGACAAGGGAAUUUGCCAGCUGCUAACGGCAUUAUACACACUGUCAGUCUAAUGAGGAAACAACCUGCCUUGGACAACCUUGGAAAUGUUCAGAAAACAAUUGCAGAGAUUCUUGCUUCCGCAGAAGUUGCCAGCCGCUUUGAAACCAUCCUGGAAAACUGUGAUAUGCCUUCAAUCCUGGACAACCCUGGACCUUUUACUGUAUUUGUACCAAGUAAUGAAGCUGUGGAUAAAUUAAGAGAUGGAAGGCUAAUUUAUCUCUUCACACAGGGAAUAAACAAGCUUCAGGAACUUGUGAAGCAUCAUAUCUACCCAAGAGGAGCGGUGAAAGCUGAAAAACUGGUGACCAUGCCACAUAUUCUCACUAUGGCAAAUCAGAUGCUGACAGUCCGUAUCAGCGAAGAUGGAAAGCUUCAGCUUGGUGAUGCCGCCGUUGCCUUAAGCACAAUGGACAUUGUGGCAUCCAACGGUGUCAUUCAUCUGCUGGAUGGGAUCUUCAUUCCUCCGUCUAUAGUCCCCAUUCUGCCAAACAGGUGCAGUGAGCUGCAUUACAGAAUCAAAGAGGGAUCUUGUGUUGACUGUGGGGCCCUUAAUACCAGCAUUUGCCCACCCGACAGCAAACCUGUGGAGGAUGGGAGCUUUCCCGAAGACUGUACUUACAUCCAUGAUUCAUUAGGCCUGCACACCAUAAAGAAGGGUUGCAGGAGAAGCUGCAACCAAACUGUUACGACGCCUGGAUGCUGCAAAGGGUUCUUUGGUCCCAACUGCAUCCCAUGCCCUGGUGGAUUUAGCAACGCUUGCUAUGGCAGAGGAGAGUGCUCUGGUGGUAUUAAAGGGAAUGGCCAGUGCCACUGCUUCCCGGGCUUCAAAGGCAUUGCCUGCCACAUCUGCUCAGACCCGAACAAGCAUGGGAAGAACUGUGAUGAAGACUGUGGAUGCAUCCAUGGAAUUUGUGAUAACAGACCAGGCAGCAGAGGUGUGUGCCAGCCACGGACAUGUAAAGCCGGAUACUCAGGGGAAUUCUGUGACAAGAGCAGCCAUAACUGCGGGCCGCCGGAUGCCUCUCUGUACUGCCAUGUGAAUGCAGUCUGCAGCAUCAACACGACUGCCAGGUGCAUCUGCCUUGAUGGGUAUGAAGGGGAUGGAUUUUCCUGCAAGCCCAUUGAUAUCUGCAGUGAGCCAGAAUGGGCAGGAUGUUCAGAAAACGCCGUGUGCACCAGGACAGGCCCUGGGACAGCAACCUGCCAGUGCAACAAGGGUUGGACCGGCGAUGGCAAGGCCUGUGUUGCCAUUGACAACUGCGCGGCAGAGACCCGAGGAGGCUGCCACGCCAAUGCUGACUGCAACUAUAUUGGGCCUGGACAGAGCAGCUGCGUGUGCAAGCAAGGCUACGAUGGUGAUGGCUACAGCUGCGACCCCAUUGAUCCUUGCUUGACUGACAACGGCGGUUGCCAUGAAUUGGCUGUAUGCCAGACUCGUGGCCCUGGGGAGAAGGUUUGCCAGUGUCCUGAAGGCUACAUGGGAGAUGGAACUCUGUGUUAUGGUGAUGUUAUCAAGGAAUUAGCAAGGAACUACCACUUUUUAACCUUCUAUGAAUGGGUGAAGAAAUCCCUCUUCAGCUUCCCGCAGAAAGCCAAUGUGACAGUCCUGGUACCAUUAAAGACGGCCAUCCAAAACCUGAGUGACGCUGAAAAAGAUUUCUGGCUAGAACCUGACAUGCUGCUAACUCUAGUCAGAGCACACAUCCUCCAAGGUUCUUUCAUGACUGAGCAACUCAAGGCAUAUGUUGGACAAGAACUGUCCACCCUCAACCCGCAGACCAGGUGGAGGAUAAGUAACAGCAGUGGGGUUGUGACCAUUCAGAAUGCGAGCAUUGUAGUCGGUGACAUUCCUGCUAUCAACAGCACAAUUUAUAUCAUUGAUAAGGUUUUGCUACCAGCAUCAGGCAAUGUCCCGCCAACUCUGCCAGGUCUGCAGCAGCAACUUAAUGCAACACCCUCCUUCAGCCAGUUCAAAGACCUGCUAGAGCAAUACGAGUUGAUUGGAGACAUCGAAUCAGCAAAAAAAUACACUAUUUUUGUACCAAGAAAUAGUUCAGUCGAGAAAUAUUGCAAAGCAUCUAAUAUUACACAACUGGAUAAGGACACAGUAUUGUACCAUGUUGUACCUGGAGAUAAAUUCUUCCCCGAAGACCUGAAAAAUGGAGUUCACAGAAGCACAAUGUUAGGAUUUUCCUACUGGCUGAUGUUUUAUAAGGAUACCAAUCAGACCUACGUAAACAAAGUCCUUUUGGAAGGUCCAGUUGUUGAAACAAGAAAUGGGAUGUUGAUUGGGGUUUCCCAAGUUCUACAAAUCCAGAAAAAUCGCUGCACUGCCAAUAUCACAACAGUUGAAAAGGGAAGAUGCAUGAAGUGUGGAAGAAAGCUCAGGUGCCCAAAAGGAUCAGUACUGGAGAAAACACCAGAGAAAGGGAGCAGUCGUCAUUGCACAUACAGGUCUGGAAAGCAGAGACUGGUUGGCUGCUAUCUCACGUGCGUCAAAGUUUCCUUGGUCUCUCUCUGCUGCCCGGGUUACUAUGGCCAUAUGUGCGAGAUGUGCCCGGGGAAGCCGGGCAGCUGGUGUUCCGGCAAUGGGGAGUGCCAGGAUGGCACUGAUGGCAGCGGGGAGUGCCGAUGCCGAGAAGGCUUCCACGGCACGGCCUGUGAAAUGUGCCAGCCUGGACGGUACAGCACCAACUGCUCCCUGGAAUGCAAUUGCCAGAAUAAAGCAAUCUGCAGCGAUGGUCUGCUGGGGAACGGGAGCUGUGAAUGUGCUGCCGGCUUUGAAGGGCCCUUCUGCGAGCAAGAAAUUAAAAAGGAUCUCUGCAACGGCACUUGUCAUGAGAAAGCCAAUUGCAUCAAUGACACCACCACUUCCCAACCCACUUGCCUGUGUUCUGCUGGAUAUACUGGCAACGGAAGCCAUUGUUCAGAAACAGAUCUUUGCACAGUGGCUAAUGGUGGCUGCUCCAAACAUGCCUACUGUGCUAAAGCUGGAGCUGGUAGAAGAACCUGCACCUGCAAGGAAGGCUAUGCUGGAGAUGGGACCCUUUGCCGGGAAAUUGAUAGGUGCUUAGAAAAUAAUGGAGGAUGCCACCAAUAUGCAGAGUGUGUUAAAACAGGCCCAGGUUUGGUUGCUUGCAACUGUCUUCCCAAAUAUACGGGGAAUGGCAAAGACUGCACGCCCAUCAAUCCUUGCAUGGAGAACAAUGGAGGCUGCAGUCCACUAGCCAUCUGCCUUAAAUCUGCUCCUGGGAAUCGGACCUGCUUGUGUUUGUGGGGCACUGGUGAUGGUUUUACAUGCUUGAGGACUGUCUGGCAGGAGUUCAUUGCAAAUGAAGCUGCAGUACCAUUCUUUCAUUAUAUAGAGAACCACGGCAUCACUGAGAUGAUGGGAAUGGGAACAUACACGCUCUUUAUCCCAUAUGUUAACCACCUACGGGAUAGCACCACAUUUUCAGAAUGGCAAGGAGAGGGCUUCAUCGCAGACUUGCUCCGCUACCAUGUGGUCAUCUGUCAGGCACUCCAGCUGGACGACUUGGACUCACAAGAUUCUAUUACAGCUUUGUCUGGACACAAAAUAAGGGUUUCUGUGAAAGAAGACACUGUCUAUUUAAAUGACGAAGCAAAGAUCAUUCGAAGUAUUCCUGCAUCAAAUGGUGUCGUACAUUUCAUUGACAAGAUAUUAAUCCCAUAUGACCUGAAGCAUCACGGCAUUCCAUCCAGUUUAUCAGUGCAAAACAUCACCGAGGUUGCAGAGGCUUACGGCUACAAAAUUUACAGCAGGCUUCUAAAGGAGGCAGGACUUCUUAGUGUGGUUAACAACACCUUGCACCAACCCUUCACCAUGUUGUGGCCUACAGAUGCAGCAUUUAAUUCCCUUCCUUUGGAUAUGCAAAAAUGGCUGUAUCAUAAAGACCAUCGGAGCAAGCUGGCUGCAUAUCUGAAAGGGCACAUAAUCAGAGAAAAGAAGCUGCUGGCUUCCCAGCUGACAGAGACUAAGGCACUGAGGACUUUCCAUGGAUCUACCAUCUCAUUCAGCUGCGGAAAAACAAGUGCUGGGGACAUCUUAGUGGACAAUGGCAAUGCACAGAUCGUACAGAGAUAUAUGAAAUUUGAUGUAGGUAUCGCUUACGGUAUUGAUCAUCUGCUAGAACCUUCAGAUUUGGGAUCCCGCUGUGAUGAGUUUCGUUCUGUUGAGUCCUCGGAUUCUCUGUGUGGUCUCUGUGGCUCUGAGCCCCAUUGCCCUCCAGGAACAACUGAAUUGGGGGAAAGCCAGAGUUGUACACCUUCCACAGGGUCGUAUUUCAACAGUGGGUGGAGUUACCACAGAAGGAAGCCUUAUUGGUGGCAAACUUCAUCCAGGGCGAACAGAAUGCGCCUUCGCACGAAAACUUCACUGAGAUAUUGCAAGAGAACAUGCUUUGAAACCAAAUGGAUCCCCCAGUGCUGUGCAAACCACUAUGGAAAAGAUUGCCUGGUAUGUCCCGGGGGGCUGGAGGCACCAUGCAGCAAUCACGGUACCUGCGACGAUGGGCAUCCAGGCUCGGGAAGAUGCAACUGCAGCGCGGCUUACAUUGGGACAGCCUGCGAGCACUGCAGCCCAGGCCGCUACGGGCCAGACUGCAAAGAGUGCAAUUGUUCAGAGAAUGGGAUAUGCAAUGAAGGACUGCUUGGAGACGGCUUCUGCUUCUGUGCGGCAGGAUGGACGGGCGAGAACUGUGAAGUUGAAUUAGCCGCACUGCCUCAGUGUUCCCCAGCCUGCCACCGGAACGCUGUCUGCCGAGCCAACAACACCUGCGAAUGCAACUUAAAUUAUGAGGGAGAUGGAAGGACCUGCACAGUGAUUGACCUGUGUGGAAACGACAACGGUGGCUGCAGCUAUCACGCCAACUGCACACAGGUUGGGACGGAUGUUUUCUGUAGCUGCUUCCCAGACUAUGAGGGAGAUGGCUCCGUCUGCCUCCCCAUAGACCGGUGUGCAGAUGGAAGGAACGGAGACUGCAGCGAGCACGCCACUUGCAUCUACACCGGCCCCAAUUCUCGGCGGUGCGAGUGCAAAGUGGGUUAUGUGGGAAACGGAAUCCAGUGCUUGGAGGAAGCCGUCCCACCCACAGACCGGUGCUUGGAGGACAACGGGCAGUGCCACCCUGACGCGGUCUGUACUGACCUGCAUUUCCAUGACAAAACCGCUGGCGUCUUCCACCUACAGUCUCCCGGGGGAAAGUACAGCUUUACUUAUCAAGAGGCCGAAGCCGGUUGUGCAGCUGAGGGAGCUACCAUGGCCACCCUUCAGCAGCUCUCUGCUGCGCAGCAGAUGGGUCUCCACCUGUGCAUAGUCGGCUGGCUUUACAACAGAUCGGCAGGUUACCCCACGGUGUACCCAAGCAAGAAGUGUGGUGCCCAUCAUGUUGGGAUUGUGGAUUAUGGCUAUCGAAUGAACGCCAGCGAGAAGUGGGAUGCCUACUGCUACCGAGCGCAAGAUGUCCAGUGUUACUGUGGCGACGGAUUUCUUGGAGACGGCUACAUGUGCGUGGGGAGUGUGUUGGCAGUGCUGGCCCAGCAUGCAAACCUCUCUGUCUACUAUUCUAUGAUACUGGAUUAUGCAAAUGCCACCCAAGAAGGACUAGAUUUCUUUAAUUUCCUCUCCAGAGACACCAGCUACAAAACUCUUUUUGCACCCCUGAAUUCUGGCUUUGGGGACAAUACGUCUUUAACGCUGAAUAACCUGAAGCUUCACGUGUCUGUGAGUGAUGUGCUCCUCCUGAGCACCAAUCUCACAGCUGGCACAAUCAUCCCUUCCCAAGCAGGAUACAACCUUUCCAUUGCUGAUUCUGUCAACAGCUCCCGACUCCCUGAUUCUAAGAUGAUCAAUAAUACACUGAUAGUUGAACUGGAUAUUCUGGCCUCCAAUGGGAUCAUUCAUGCUAUUGAGAGUCCUUUGAUGGCACCGCUCCACCACGGCCAGUUUGAUCAGAUUGUGCAUCCUGUAACAUCACCGGCUGUUGCAACCAUCAGUGCGGGUGCAGUUGUCGCCACGCUGCUGCUGCUUGCUGCUGUUGCCGGAGGGUCCUACUGCUACCUCAAAAGGAACAACCAAAGAUUCCAGUUUCGAUAUUUUAAGGCAGAGCUGGAGGAAGAAGAAUCUUCUCCCUGGGAGGAAAGGAGCCCGCACUCAGUGUCCAUCCCUAAUCCCAUUUACGGAGCAGAUACUUCACUGUAUGAGCCAUUUGAGGACCCUCUUUGUGAAGAAGAUUUUUCAGAUACUCAUGGAAUCCUUGGGCAUUGAAGCAGAUCUCUCUAUAUAUUGCAAUAUAAACAGGAAAGCUUCUUCAAGAAGUCCUACUGCCCAGAAGGAACAGAAUGUGGACUUGAUGGUUGUGGAUCUCUAAGAUGUCUUGCCUGGCUGUGCAGUGGGGACAAAUUAGCAAGGGACUUUUGGAUUAAUUAUAAAAGCUUGACAA